This is a messenger RNA of Aspergillus wentii DTO 134E9, 1738 nucleotides long. RefSeq names its product CobW family GTP-binding protein. The transcript has 6 exons. Gene Ontology annotation, cellular component: cytoplasm. Bases 59 to 1270 code for a protein of 403 amino acids. The record is from RefSeq and is a predicted model, not a curated record. NCBI's taxonomy places the organism in Eukaryota, Fungi, Ascomycota, Eurotiomycetes, Eurotiales, Aspergillaceae.
GAAUUCUCGACUGCGUUUAAACAAAAUACAAGAGGAUAAACUCUUCAGUUUGAUAAAGAUGGCUUCAUAUAUGGAUGACGAUGACGCCCCCCCCGAGUUGAUCGAUGUAUCUAUGCUUCCUGACUCGGAGAAGCAGAGCUCUACUACUCCAGCCACAACUAUAGAUGUCCCAGAGCAGAAUCGCGUGCCUAUAACACUGGUGACUGGAUAUCUGGGUGCGGGCAAGACCACUCUGCUGAACUAUAUCCUCACUGAAAAGCAUGGCAAGAAGAUCGCCGUGAUUAUGAACGAAUUUGGAGACUCAACGGACAUUGAAAAACCCUUAACAGUUAACCAAGGAGGCCAAGAAGUCACCGAAUGGAUGGAAGUCGGCAAUGGCUGUAUCUGCUGUUCUGUCAAAGACUCCGGCGUCAUGGCCAUCGAAUCUCUGAUGGAACGCCGCGGCACAUUCGACUACAUCCUCCUCGAAACCACCGGCCUCGCAGACCCAGGCAACAUCGCCCCCAUCUUCUGGGUAGACGAUAACCUAGGCAGCUCCAUCUACCUCGACGGCAUCGUCACCCUAGUCGACGCAAAGAACAUCCUCCGCCUCCUCGACGAGCCAGCACCCGAGGAAAAGGUCAACGCUCAUGAAAAUGAGGACGCACACGAUCACGCCCACUCCGGACCCGUGCUCUCCAUGGCGCAUAUGCAGAUAUCGCACGCGGACGUGAUCAUCCUGAACAAGGCGGACCUCGUGACGGCGGAUGAACUCGAGCACGUCAGAGAUCGGAUCUGUGCGAUCAACAAUGCGGCGAAAAUCCACGUUACGGAUCAUAGUAAGACGUCUCAGAUUGAGGGCGUCGUGCUGGAUCUGCAUGCGUAUGACCAUCUGGCUAGUAUGGAUUUUGGUGAAAAGGGUCAUAGUCAUAUUGACCCUGCAAUCUCAACCAUAGCAAUAACCCUCCCCCCAAUCUCACCCUCAAAAGUCUCCAGCGUCGACGCCUGGCUCCGCUCUGUCCUCUGGGACUCGGAAGUCCCAUCAAUCACCUCCCCAACGAGCCCCCAGCCAAAGGAUUUCGAAAUCCACCGUCUAAAGGGUAUCCUAGUCCUAGAAGAUGGGUCGUCAAAGAUCAUCCAAGCCGUUCGGGAUGUAUUUGAAAUUCGGGACUCGGAAUCUCCAGCUGAUCCUAAAUCGCAAUGUAAGAUUGUGUUGAUUGGAAGGGGACUGGGUGGUGAUGUCGAGCCGUGGAAGGAGAAUUUUGAAAAAUUCUUGACUCAGGAUGAUUAAGCGCUGGGUCAAAAUGGAGAGAUGACUUUAAUUGUGACCCUUCUUACGCUCACGAUUGAAACGCGAUGAAGAUUGAAUGUGUAGAAUGCAUGAUAUGGAUGUCUUGGUUUGAUAUAAAAAGCAGUAGCAGUAAACAUAUAAAAUAAAAUGCAAUGAUAUAAAUUAAUACAGCCCUCAGGAAAAGAAUAUUAUCAACACCAAUCAAUAUACAUUUGGAAGAUCACGAGGGGGAGAAAAAAAACGAAAAUCAGGAAGAGGACAUUCCUCCAUUGGUAUGUCAUCAAAAAGUCGUUAAAGAGUGCCAAAAAAAAAAUCAGUAAAUCAAUCAAUCAGUAAACCAAGGACACGCAGCUGAUUAACAGCAAACGUAAUGGGGCCUUUCUUUCAAGUCCUUGGGGGAAGGGAAACAACAACACUGCCAAAUUCAGAGGAAGAGGAUAACGCAAAAGAGAGCAACAAAAAUCAGAA